ACUGCAAAAAUCUUCAGAAGUAUCUGGCUUCUGAGUUUGAGAUGAAAUCAUUGGGUGAUUUGAAGUACUUUCUUGGAAUUGAAGUUGCCAGAUCUAAACAUGGUAUCUUUCUGUCCCAAAGAAAGUAUGUUUUGGAUUUACUUGCAAAAACUAGAAUGUUGGAUUGUAAACCAAUUGAUACCCCUAGUAAACAGAAUCAUAAGUUGGAGUUGUAUCCUGAUCAAGUUCCUAUUGAUAAAGAGCGUUAUCAACGACUUGUAGAGAAAUUGAAUUAUUUAGCUCAUACACGUCCUGAUAUUGCAUAUGCAGUGAGUGUAGUGAGUCAAUUUAUGCAUUCUCCUAGUGAAGAUCAUAUGGGUGUUGUGAUGUGUGUUUUGUGGUAUUUGAAAGUAACUCCUGGCAAAGGGUUAAUGUUUUCCAAGUAUGGUCAUACAGAUGUGGAAGGGUAUACGGAUACUGAUUGGGCUGGUUCAGUCACUAAUAGAUGUUUUACGUCUGGGUAUUUCACAUUUGUUGGUGGCAAUCUUGUUACUUGA
Molecule: messenger RNA, 536 nt
Organism: Prunus avium (sweet cherry)
Lineage: Eukaryota; Viridiplantae; Streptophyta; Magnoliopsida; Rosales; Rosaceae
Source: RefSeq, a predicted model, not a curated record